CCGGCUCCCUGUCACUCCCAAGCUAACAGCAGAGUGUGCGGCCGCAGGAACGGAGCGAUGCCCAAAUCAAAGGAACUUGUUUCUUCAAGCUCAUCUGGGAGUGAUUCUGACAGUGAAAUUGACAAAAAGGCAAAGAGGAAAAAGCAAGCACUUCCAGAAAAACCCAUAAAGAAGCAAAAGACAGGAGAAAGUUCUAAAGCACCAGCUUCGUCCAAGCAAAGCAGCAGCCGAGAUGAUCAUAUGUUCCAGAUUGGAAAAAUGAGAUAUGUCAGUGUUCGGGACUUUAAAGGAAAAGUCCUAAUUGAUAUUAGAGAAUACUGGAUGGAUCAGGAAGGCGAAAUGAAACCUGGUAGAAAAGGUAUUUCUUUAAAUCCAGAACAAUGGAGCCAGCUGAAGGAACAGAUUUCUGAUAUUGAUGAUGCAGUAAGAAAACUGUAAAAUCAGAGCCAUAUGAAACCUGUACUGUUUUAGUUGUUUUAAUCAGUCUUUUUACAUUGGCUUUUGUUUUCUAAACUAUUUGUUUUCCAAGCUAUUGUAUAUUUGGAUUGCAAAACAAUUUGUAAGAUGAAUCCUUUUUUUUAAAUGUGCAUUAUUAAAAAGUGUAUUCUGAGUGAAGCUAAUUGUCUAUACUUUAUUAAAAAGGAAUGCUUUGCAUCCACCACCUGGUGUAAAAUAAAACCAAGUAAUAAAAUCUAACUGUUGUGGCCUUGUUUGAUUAGAAGUGUUGGUUGCUGGUAAGGCCAGUAUUAACAAUUUGUAGAUCUUUUAGUUUCAGCUCAACUAAUGUUAAGGAGGCAUUGAAUAGCAUUGAAUUUAACAAUAAACAUUUGAUAUGUGAAAGCUAGAGCUUAUCAUCUUUUCUCUUCAAAAUAUCCAAAUAUCCAAAACUGAUUUGACUUAAACUUUUUUCACUGUCAUAAUUUUACUUCUUUUACCCUUUAUUUCUUUCAUUUUUCCCUAGGGUGGCUUGUCUUUUUGAAACUUAAUUUCAUUUCUUUCCCUAAAUGAUAUAAUGUUAGUUUUUAGAGACUUCAGUGGUAUUGAAAUACUAAGGUAUCACUCACUAAGGUACCAAUUGUCAAUUUAAAUACUGUAUGUGGAAGCCUUAGAAUUAAUUCCACUGUAAUAAAUAUUGCAUUACACUUAAAAAUGAACAUUGCUUGUAUUUACUCUAAGCAAGUGUAUGUUAAUUACCCCAGAGUUCUGUGUAGUUACCAAGCCACCUUGUUUAGUCUGCAGAAAAUCAUGAUAUGAAAGUCUUAAUUUGCCUUUACUUUUGAAAGAUGUUUACAGAUUUUAGGAUGAUGUCUGUAAAAUCAGAUAUUAUUGUUAAAUUACCUCAGAUUAGGAUUUAAUAAAAAUCCAGAAAGUUUACUGGUCCUAACUUUUUAUUUUAGAUAUGGAGAGUAUGGAGAGUAUAUAGACUUUGCCAUCCGAGAGUACGAUAGUAUAUAAACUUUGUCAUCAGAGAAAUAAUUACGCUUAACCAUGUUGCUAUAUUAGUAUAGUAAACUUUUAUAAGAGUAGGCUGAUACUUGUUUUCUGUGGUUUCUCCCACAUUAGUCUGUUGGGAAUGAUAUUGUUUUGGCCAUGCACUUAAGUGCCAGCAUGUACCUAAGUGGAUUUGAUUGACCUACGCUUAGCUUUUAGCUCCUUUUUACCCUAUUGUGUCUGAAGAGGGAGGCACAGGAAUGGUGAAAUAGAAAAUGCACAAACACUAUGGUGAUGGACAUAAUAGCUAUAAGAUCUGAAGAGGGCAUCGAUAGGGGUGUGUGUGAAACCAUGCAAUACUUGUGGUAAUCUUAAAGGGAAAUGUAACUGAGUAGUUAGAAAAGAUGGGGAGACUAAUGGUCAUACAGCUUUAGAUUGAAGGCAAGUAGGGAUAAGAAUACUUAUAUUUUGACUGAUCCAAACUUGAUAACAUUUUUAGAAUAGAAUAUACAUUCAGGUAGCACUAUGAAAAAUGUGAUUCUUUUACUGUGGUGGCACUUUAAGAUCAAUUCAUAUAACUAUGCGAUUAUGAUUUACUCAUAUAUGUUGUUUCUUGAAGGCCUUUUGAGAAUAAAUUCUUGUUGACAAAGUGGCUUUAAAUUUGGUAGCAAACCCCGAAUGGCUACUGCCAUCAGUCAGCUUAGAUAUUUGGCAGUGUUUCAUUGGUCCUCUGCAAAUGCCUAGGAACUCCACCCUUCCUAUUAAGUGUAUUUGUUUGAUUUGCAGUCCAGAAAAUAUUUUAUAGUAGAAUAGUCAGGAGCUUAAUUUUAAGACUAUCUGGCCAAUGAAUAUAGUUGCUGAUUCUUAACUGAAAGUUACUCUUUAUAAGUGAGAUUUUGUACUUUUUAGAUGAACUCUUAUAGUAUCUUACAUUACCUGUGAUUAAGUAAAUACUUUGAGGGAAUAAGGAAAUUCUUGAUAUAUAAUAGUACCUAUAAUAUAGACCAAAAGAUUCAAAUUGUGUUUCUCUAGGCUGCAAUUUUGCCCAAUUUUUGAGGGAAGCAUCUUACCCUAUCAAGUUAUCUAAGAUAUAAUUUAAAUGCAUUGUUCCUUUUUGACUAACAAGAGUGAGUUUUAAAGCAAAGGACUUGAGUUUGGUUGUUAGGGAAUAAUGAGAUGGUGUAUUUCAAAGCUUUAAAUGGAUUUGUAAGCUAACACAUUAAUAGACUUUGCUAUGGUGAAGAUGGUGCUGAAAUCCAUCAGUAAUCUAGGUGUUGAGCAGCUUGUUAAAAUACCUAUAUGUACAAGUAGUUGCAUUGAUAUUAGUAUUAACUUGUUAUCUGUUAAAAUGACACAUCAAAUACACCCACUGAGUAUUCAGUACAUAGUUAAUUUUAUUAUCGUUUGUGUGGGUUAGGGUGUUGGGACAAGUUAAAGGGAAGCAUUACCUUAUUCAUCAUUCUUCAAAAUAAAAUCCCUUGACAAGUAAAAUUUGGCCAUGGAAGUAAGUAUAACACUUACAGAACUGACGUAUUGACAUUUAGGCCUCAGUAAAUUGCACUAUUACUCCAGUGUGCGAACCUGUUAUUAAUGCAGCAAAAAAUUCUCUGAUGCAUUGUCCCUUUUAUGCUUUAUAAGUACAAAAUGUCUUUCAGAGAAAACCACCUACUUUGUCAGCUCUUGAAGAUGUUAUGAUGACGUUCAGCCUUUUUUUAAAUAGAAGAAGCAGUAGCAUGUAAUGGAGAAAGUGCUAGAUGUGGAGUUACUUUUCUCAUCUGUAAAAUGAGGGGGUUGGACCAGAUCAUGGCCUAUGAAAUCCUUCUAAAUCUGUGAUCUAAAUCUAUAAUCCUGUAAUUCAGUCUUGGGCUCUGACACUGACCACGGGCAAGUCAUGUCUUUGCAUAUCAGUUUUCUAGUCUGUAAAAUGGACAUGAUAAUAGUUUGUUUCUGGUUGUGAGGAAAGUGCUUUGUAAGCCUUAAAGGAGUGUUUAUAUAAAAAUGCUAAGGAUAUUUAGAAAAAUUAGAAGAAAUUUUUUGACUGAUGAUGAAAGACAGAAACCAUCUUUGUAAGUUUAUUGCAAAAUGUAAGAGGUUAUUUGCAAUUCAAGCUAAUUUCUGAAGUGUUCCUUGUAGUCUGGAAGAAGUGUUUGAAUAGCUCCAAAAAACUAAAAACAAAUGUGUUGCAGGUGACUAAUGCACAUUGUCUGUUUUACUGAGUUUUUAGGCAACAUUGUUCCUUGAUAGCUGUGCAUUGUACUUUGGUGGUUUAAGAUUUGGUAUAUAACCCAUAAAAAUUAAAGCUAUCCAAUAUUAAUAAAAUUCAGUGUUCAAAAGAAUCAAGAGUUGAGUAGAUCAGUGUGGUAGAUUGACAACUCGGAAACCAUAUUUGGAAUUUGGUGAUAUAGAAUAAAGUCUUUGAAUAAAAUAUUUAAGUCCAUUGACUGGUUGAAUAUACUACAUGGUAUAGUUAAUGGUUCACACUGGUGUAAUAGUUUAUCAUUGAUGUAUACAGUAUGAUUUAUAUCUGAUAAAUGCCAAUAGGCUGAAAAACCAUCAAUGGGAAAUGUAAAUACAAUUUGAGUAUGCCUGUACCAUAUACUGUUUUUCAGGUAUUUCUUCUAAUGGAAAUGAGGCCAGCAAAACGCUCAAAACUGAAAAAUUGUUUGGAUAAAACAUAAGAAUGCUAUCUCUAAGGGGUAAAAAUUCACAAAUUACAAAUGUAUAAUUCUGGUAACUAAAAUCAGUUUGUUAAUCAUUGUGGAAUGUCUGUAUGCUUUGGUACUGUCUGCCAUGGAGAAUAUAAUGCUCCAUCUGUGAAUAUCUUAAAUGUUGAAAUAAAAAUGAGAAAUGUGCUGUU
This is a messenger RNA of Trichosurus vulpecula (common brushtail), 4288 nucleotides long. It is a transcript of the gene SUB1, whose product is annotated as SUB1 regulator of transcription. The record is from RefSeq and is a predicted model, not a curated record. The transcript has 5 exons. Gene Ontology annotation, cellular component: transcription regulator complex; nucleus. NCBI's taxonomy places the organism in Eukaryota, Metazoa, Chordata, Mammalia, Diprotodontia, Phalangeridae. Gene Ontology annotation, biological process: positive regulation of transcription initiation by RNA polymerase II. The coding region runs from base 58 to 438 and encodes 126 amino acids. Gene Ontology annotation, molecular function: DNA binding; transcription coactivator activity.